UCCUCGUCAUUAAAGCGAAUUCGUACUCUUCCUCAGACUUUCCAAAUAAAACUGAACCAGCUGUGUGCAGUGGUGCUCUCUGCGUCAUCCGUCUCUGAGCGCUCCGUGGGCUCACAACAAGGAAGAACAGAGGCAGAAAUGUCCGGCCAUGUGUUUUUAUCUGUUACUUUCAGUCUAUUUUUGUUGUGGGGGGCUGUUGGAGUCGUGCCGAGCCGGGCAAUGAUUAUUCGAGACGGCCAGGAGCAAAGCUUUGUCAGCUUGGACGACAUGUUCCGUGAAGUGGAGGAGUUGAUGGAAGAUACCCAAAACCUUCUGGAGGAUGCCGUCGACCAGAUAACAACGGAGAGUGCCAAGUCAUUGGAAAAUCACCAUCAUCACCACAGUAAUACCAAGACUGUGAAAGAUGGAGUCAUAACCAUUCAAACUGACAAGGAAAUUAAUAACACAGCAGGAGAGACAGACUCAUCACAUAUCCAUGUAGAGAUCUCAGGCGAAUGGAACAGUGUGUAUCAUGAGUGCCUGGUGGACGAGGACUGUGGCGAGCGGAAGUAUUGCCUGUAUCGGAUUGACAGCUCCAAGUGCCUCCCCUGCAUACCAACUGAUAUGCCCUGCACAAAGAAUGAAGAGUGCUGCUCAAGUCAGUUGUGUGUUUGGGGCCAGUGUACAGUUAAUACCACUGAGGGAACAGAGGGAACAAUAUGUCAGGGUCAGAAUGACUGCAAACGAGACCUCUGCUGUGCCUUCCAACGAGAGCUUUUAUUCCCUGUGUGCAACCCUAAGCCGGGACAGGGAGAGGCCUGUCUGAACCAACCCAAUUUAUUGAUGGACAUGCUUGCCUGGGACCAGGAGGGCCCUCGCGACUACUGCCCCUGUGCCAAUGACCUUCAGUGCCAACCUCAAGGACGUGGAUCUGUUUGUGUGCUGUCAGACCCGAAAUAAGGAACUAAGUGCCGUAUCGAAAAUACACGAGUACGCCUGAAGCUAUGGUGAAGUCGUGAUUGAUGAUUCACCAAAGAACAGCCAACCUGCUGCAACUAUCAGUUUUUCAAUUGUUUGUGUUUUUUUGGAAUGUAUUCUUUGUAAUAAAAGAUACAAAGUCCCAUGA
Messenger RNA from Hippocampus comes (tiger tail seahorse), 1105 nucleotides. It is a transcript of the gene dkk3b, whose product is annotated as dickkopf WNT signaling pathway inhibitor 3b. Gene Ontology annotation, cellular component: extracellular region. Gene Ontology annotation, biological process: multicellular organism development; negative regulation of canonical Wnt signaling pathway. The coding region runs from base 139 to 939 and encodes 266 amino acids. The transcript is spliced from 7 exons. Lineage: Eukaryota; Metazoa; Chordata; Actinopteri; Syngnathiformes; Syngnathidae. The record is from RefSeq and is a predicted model, not a curated record. Gene Ontology annotation, molecular function: co-receptor binding; receptor antagonist activity.